Anopheles funestus (African malaria mosquito) is the source of this 4176-nucleotide messenger RNA. It is a transcript of the gene Iswi, whose product is annotated as chromatin-remodeling complex ATPase chain Iswi. Gene Ontology annotation, cellular component: nucleus; chromatin. NCBI's taxonomy places the organism in Eukaryota, Metazoa, Arthropoda, Insecta, Diptera, Culicidae. The transcript is spliced from 3 exons. Gene Ontology annotation, biological process: regulation of transcription by RNA polymerase II; nucleosome organization. Gene Ontology annotation, molecular function: ATP hydrolysis activity; ATP binding; ATP-dependent chromatin remodeler activity. The record is from RefSeq and is a predicted model, not a curated record. Bases 189 to 3269 code for a protein of 1026 amino acids.
AUAUAUGACAGUUUUGCCAUGAAGUGUAGAAAAGGCCUGGGGUUUACAACAGCAAACGAAUAAUAAGAACAUUAAUGUUGUGUUAGCAUUUUGUUGACUGCCACAGGAAACAAACACAAAUGAUUGCAAAACACCGGCAUUGUUAUUUAAAAGUGUCCAUACAGUUGCUACAAAACUAAUUACAAAUCAUGUCCAAGGAGGAGGAAAAUGCGCCAAAAGCGACCGACACAAACGAAAAUUCGAAUGAAUCCAAUUCCGACACCACCUCGUCGAACACAAAGGAACCGGACUAUGAUGCAACUUUGGAGACCGAUCGCGGAAAGCGGUUCGAGUUUCUGCUUAAGCAGACGGAAAUCUUUGCCCAUUUCAUGAACUCGGCACCAAGCAAGAGUAGUCCUCCAAAAGCACCACGGGGCCGCAAGCCGAAGGUGGAUAAAACUGUUGAUAUAAGUGACCAUCGGCAUCGGAAGACGGAGCAGGAAGAAGAUGAAGAAUUAUUGGCGGAAACAAACCAAAAGGCGAAGACGCUAUUCCGUUUCGAAGCGUCUCCACCCUACAUCAAAGCCGGCGAGAUGCGCGAUUAUCAAAUCCGUGGCUUGAACUGGAUGAUUUCAUUGUACGAGAACGGCAUCAACGGUAUUUUAGCGGAUGAGAUGGGCCUGGGCAAAACGUUGCAGACUAUCUCGUUGCUAGGCUACCUGAAGAACAUUCGUAAUAAUCCCGGACCGCAUAUUGUGAUCGUGCCGAAAUCGACGCUCCAGAAUUGGGUGAAUGAGUUCGAACGCUGGUGUCCUUCGAUACGGGCGGUGUGUCUGAUCGGUGAUCAGGAGACGCGUAACGCAUUCAUUCGCGACGUGCUGAUGCCGGGUGAAUGGGAUGUUUGUAUCACGUCAUACGAGAUGUGCAUACGCGAGAAAUCCGUGUUCAAGAAGUUCAACUGGCGCUACAUGGUGAUUGACGAGGCGCAUCGUAUUAAGAAUGAGAAGUCGAAGCUGUCGGAGAUCUUGCGCGAGUUUAAAACGGCAAAUCGAUUGCUGCUGACCGGAACACCGUUGCAGAACAAUCUGCACGAGCUGUGGGCAUUGUUGAACUUUUUGCUGCCGGAUAUUUUCAACAACGCCGAAGAUUUUGACAGCUGGUUUGAUGCGAAUCAGUGCUUAGGUGAUAAUUCGCUGAUCGAGCGAUUGCAUGCCGUGCUGAAGCCGUUCUUACUGCGUCGAUUGAAGUCUGAGGUCGAGAAGCGACUGUUACCGAAGAAGGAAGUAAAAAUCUUCGUGGGAUUGUCAAAAAUGCAGCGCGAUUGGUAUACAAAAAUUCUAAUGAAGGACAUUGAUGUGGUUAAUGGGGCAGGCAAGGUGGAGAAGAUGCGCCUCCAGAAUAUUUUGAUGCAGCUGCGAAAGUGCACCAACCAUCCGUAUCUGUUUGAUGGAGCAGAACCUGGACCACCAUACACGACCGACUAUCACCUGCUGGAGAACAGUGGCAAGAUGGUGGUUCUCGACAAGUUGCUACAAAAGCUACAAGUGCAAGGAUCGCGAGUAUUGAUCUUCAGUCAAAUGACGCGUAUGUUGGACAUCCUGGAAGAUUUUUGCCACUGGCGAGGCUACAAUUACUGCCGGCUUGAUGGACAAACACCACACGAGGACCGUUCAAACAUGAUUGCUGAUUAUAAUGCCGAAAACAGCUCCAAGUUUAUCUUCAUGUUGUCGACUCGCGCGGGUGGCUUGGGCAUCAAUUUGGCUACGGCAGAUGUGGUCAUCAUCUACGACUCCGAUUGGAAUCCACAGAUGGAUUUGCAAGCGAUGGACCGAGCACAUCGUAUUGGGCAGAAGAAGCAGGUGCGUGUAUUCCGACUCAUCACGGAGAACACGGUUGAGGAGAAGAUUGUCGAGAGGGCAGAGGUGAAGCUGAAGCUCGACAAGCUCGUUAUUCAGCAGGGUCGAUUGGUGGACAACAAGACAAACCAGUUGAAUAAGGACGAAAUGUUGAACAUCAUCCGUUUCGGGGCAAAUCACGUGUUUCAGUCUCGCGAUUCCGAAAUCACCGACGAAGAUAUUGACGCAAUACUCCAGAAAGGCGAAGAAAAGACGCAGGAACAAAUGGCCAAGUUAGACAAACUGGGUGAAAGUUCGUUGCGUAGUUUCACGCUGGAUGCAGAUAAUCUCGAGAAUCGGUCGGUGUACCAGUUCGAGGGUGAAGAUUAUCGCGAAAAGCAAAAGCUGCAAACUCUUGGCUCCUGGAUCGAACCACCAAAGCGUGAGCGGAAGGCAAACUAUGCGGUUGAUGCGUACUUUAAGGAAGCGUUGCGUGUGGCCGAACCGAAAGCACCGAAAGCGCCACGACCGCCGAAACAGCCGAUCGUGCAGGACUUCCAGUUUUUCCCGCCAAGACUGUUCGAGUUGCUCGAUCAGGAGAUCUAUCAUUAUCGUAAGACGGUCAACUACAAGGUUCCGAAGAACUCGGAUCUUGGCUCAGAAGCUAACAAGGUGCAACGCGAGGAGCAGCGCAAAAUCGAUGAAGCAGACCCACUGACGGAAGAGGAACUGGUUGAGAAGGAAUCACUGCUGACGCAAGGAUUCACCAACUGGACGAAGCGUGACUUCAAUCAAUUUAUCAAGGCGAACGAAAAGUAUGGCCGGGAUGAUAUCGAGAAUAUUGCUCGUGAGGUAGAGGGAAAGUCACCGGAAGAGGUGAUGGAGUACAGCACGGUAUUUUGGGAGCGUUGUCACGAACUGCAGGAUAUUGAUCGCAUUAUGGGUCAGAUCGAGCGUGGCGAGGCGAAGAUUCAACGACGAGCUUCGAUCAAGCGUGCACUGGACAGUAAGAUGGCAAGAUACCGAGCACCGUUCCAUCAGCUGCGCAUUGCGUACGCAAACAACAAAGGGAAAAAUUACACCGAGGAGGAAGAUCGCUUUCUCGUGUGCAUGUUGCACAAGCUUGGAUUCGACAAGGAGAAUGUAUACGAAGAACUGAGAGCAGCUGUACGAUCUGCUCCUCAGUUUCGCUUCGAUUGGUUCCUGAAGUCACGUACUGCGCUAGAACUGCAGCGUCGUUGUAACACACUGAUUACACUGAUUGAGCGUGAAAACCAGGAACUCGAAGAGAAGGAACGGUUAGAGAAAAAGAAGAAAACAGGUGGCGGUAAUGUGGCUGGCGGAGGUGGUACUGUUGGAAGCGGUGGUGGUGGCGCACCAAAAUCGAACCAGAAGCGCAAAGCCGAUGGCACAAACGCGUCAAGCGACAAGAACAGGAAAAAGAAAAAAUCCUAAAUAGGAGAAAAGCCUUUUGAAAUGGCACAAACCGUGGGAUUAUGACAAAUCUUUAUAUAAGAAUACAAUGUGUUUAACGAAAAGGGAAUAGACGGCGGAAAAAGUGACCAUCCGUAAGCGGAAAAGUGCUAAAAUAGUGACACAUUCCGCAUUCAGGAUUAGAAUUUUUUUUUAUAAUUCGUUAUUUGUCAUCCACUUUUAGCUUGGCCAUAGCAUAUUGUAACUAGCAAUUUCCUCUCAAGGCCACGAGUUUCGAUUUACCCUCACACUGAUCGAUCCUCAUUUCUCCCUGCACGAGUGAAUAAUUAUUUGUAGUUUUAAAAUGGAAAAAUCAAAUCUUUAACUUCCUUUAUUUGCGUGAUGAACGGUGAUUGAUGGCGAUUGAUUCGCGAAAAUGACGGGAAGUGUAAUUUGCGUUGUAGAGUGAUUUUUAAACAUCUCUAUUCUAGGUAUUAAGUUUUUCUUUUUAUCUUGCUUUACAAAUCAAAAAGAAAGCUCCACAGCGAUCGUGUGUGUGUUUAGAAUCCGGAAAAAGCUAGGUAAUGUGAAAAGACACUUUAUACAAUUCAGUAUUGAACCAGUUUUCAACUAGCUUAAUCCUAUUUCGCAAAUUAGAGACUGGAAUUGAUUGCAUAACGAUUCUUCAAUGCGGUGUAAAAGAAUAUAGACGCGGGCCCAAGUUGCGGUGCUGUUUCGCUAAUUAGAAGAACAAACUCUCCAUCCACACACGCAUACACGACUUAUAAGGACUGUCAGUUAAGCUGCUUCCGUCAAACACUACUUACUGCAUGCACAUAUUUAUUGUAAGCUUCAGUAGAGAUUAACACGCACGUGGAAUGACGCUGAUUAACUGCUAUAGAUUAGUUGAUCGACCAGGAUUGCAAAUAAACAUUACAUUCACAUAGAA